Molecule: messenger RNA, 4514 nt
Organism: Phyllotreta striolata
Lineage: Eukaryota; Metazoa; Arthropoda; Insecta; Coleoptera; Chrysomelidae
Source: the annotation of a GenBank genome assembly
UUCUUUAUGAAAUUACUGUUGUGUUGUUUUGUGAUUAUUAUCCCAUCCCAAAAAGAUUGAGAUGGAAAGUCUGCGGUUCCGCCCCCUAUUUUUAGUUUUGUUUUAGUUUAGUUGUAAAAUGACUUCAUAGUUUUUAACGAAUGCUAAAUAUUGUUAGCAGAGUGGUUAGAAAUCCUUUUUUUGUGUGGUGCUUUUGUUGGUUUUGUAAAAUAAUCGUUUUAUGAUGCAAAAUUAAUGUGAUUCAGUUGACAAGCAAUUUAUUAGUAUUCCCAACGGUUGUCAACUUAAUUGUUUACAAUCUAGAAAUUGAACUCUUUAUGCCCUUUUUAAAAAGGUUAAUUAUUCAGUAUAAUAUUGGUAUGGUUACAUAUCUACGAUGACGGUUGAUUUUAAUGAUUACUUUUGGGGGGAGAAAAAUAAUGGAUUUGAUGUCUUAUACCAUAACAUGAAAUUUGGUUUAGUUGCUAGCAAAGAAUUUGCUGAUUUUCUUAGAGAAAAAUCAAAUUUAGAAGAAAAUAACUCAAAGUUAUUGAGUAAAUUAGCGAAACAAGCAAGUACUUGUUGUGUGCAAGGUACAUUUGCACCAUUAUGGCAAGUAUUGAGGACAUCGGCGGAGAAAUUGUCUCUCCUUCACAUGCAAAUGGUACAAAAAGUGACAGAUUUAGUCAAGGAAGUGAGCAAGUACUCCGAUGAACUGCAUAAAAAACACAAGAUGGUAAAGGAGGAGGAAUCCGGGACGCUGGAGGCAGUCCAAGCCAUGCAGACGGUGACAAUAAACGUUCAAAAAUCUCGUGACAUCUAUACACAACGCAGUUUGGAAUUAGAGAAGUUACGCAAAGAAAGCAAUUCUCCCAAAGAGAUAGAAAAGGCGGAAUUGAAACUGAAAAAGGCACAAGAGGAUUACAAAAGUUUCGUAGAUAAAUACAGCAGCGUUAAAGAAGAUUUCGAGAAAAAGAUGUCCGUAACGUGUAAAAAUUUUCAAGAAUUGGAAGUCAAUCAUCUGAUGCAUAUGAAGGAAUUUCUCAAUAAAUACGCCGAUGUUAUAGAUUGGACACAUCAAGAAAUGGGAACUGUACAUUUAGAAUUUAGACAGCAAUGUAUAGAUUUAACAGUAGAUCAAUUACUUGAACAAUUCGUAAGGAGCAAAUCAACAGGACUCGAGAGACCAGGCGUGUUGAAUUUGGAUGACCCACUCACGUCCCCCACACUGACGGAGGCAGAACCAAAGCCAACAAAGAAAGAAGGUAAUGGUCAAAAUGAACAAUCCGUGCCAACACAUGCCAAAACAUCUCGUCGAACAACCUCUCUCUUAAACCUCUUCAUGUCUAACUCCCAGGGAUCACGUGAAAGUCGAGCAGGUCCUUGUAGCGCGCCUUCGAGCCCGACGACUCCGGAAGGCGAGCAGCAGUUAACGAGACACUCCAAUAGAGGAUCCAAGUGGUUUUUAAGAAGUAGAAGAGAUAAAACUAAACAGAAGAAAACAAAGAAAAAAAGCAAAGAUAAUGUUGAUAAUCAAAGCAAUAAGGAAGAAAAAUCAGAUCUUGAGGAAAAAGAUGAUUCUCAACGAAGCCAAAGGACCACGGACACAGGGGAUCCUUCUACUCAAGAAGUCGAUGAAGAUGGCUUUGUGAUAAGACAGGACGUGUCUCAUAAUUGGAACAGCGAAAAGGGUAGUUUUUAUUCAUCAUCCGAUUCUGACUCAGAUGAAGAUAGAGAACGCAAAAUUCACGUAGAAAUCAAACCUUUGAACAACGGAUCGGCUCCGAUGUCCGCUUCAGUCGAUGAACUAAGAGCAACCGUCGGAAAUUUGUAUUUGUCUCCCACAGGAGGUUUCGCGAGACGCGGAUCGAACAUGGAUUCCGGAAUUGAAAAGAUGAAGAGAUCGCAAUCGGUUUCGCAGCAAUUGCCAAGUAGUGAUCUAUUGGGCCUAAAUUUCCUUCAAAGUCCCACUGCCUCGAAUGCUUCCACGCCGACUAGUUCUCAUCCGUACGCUCCCUUGCAGAGCCCUUCACAGCUUGCGUUGAAUUCCCCUACGCUCUCCUCCUCUUCUAGAUAUGCAGAAUUAGGAGACAUUUUUUCCGAAGACGGGGAACUGCAGCAGCCCCCGUCGAAGCAGCAUUCUCAGCGCCAAACGCCGACUCCAACGUCUGGCUACAUGUCAAUUCCACGACCGCCUUCGCGUCGUUCCGAUCCUUCUAGGAAUCUCAUGAAUCAAAGUACAAUAUCUCGUGCCGAUAGUAUAAAUAGUUUAGAAUUUCGUACUGCUUCGGUCCCCAUUGGCGUUUCCAGAGGCCCUAGUCCUCUAACCAUAGGCAUGGCGGAUACUAUUCCUCUUGCAGUGGCUUUUCACGAGAUUGUCCAUUCGUAUUUCAGAGGCGCCGACGAAUCACGGUGUCAAGUUAAGAUGUCUGGGGAAAUGAUGCUGUCAUUUCCAGCUGGGAUAGUAACGAUACUUGCGAAUAAUCCUAACCCGGCUAAGUUGGUAUUUCGGGUUAAAAAUACGUUCAGGCUAACCAGCAUAUUGCCCAAUACUCAGUUAAUCAAUUUAGAGAAUGGACAAUCCGCCGCAGAUUAUGUAACUAUCGAAUUUAAUAUGUUCGCUUUGAGUUCAUUGUUAAAGAAGCAGUCCGAACAAAAUCCAAGCGCCUCUUAUUUUAAUGUAGAUAUAUUAAAAUACCAGAUCAAACCCAAAGCAGGGGCAAAUUCUUGUCCGUUUCAACUAGUCGCUUAUUGGAAGUGCUCGAGUGCUCAUACAGAUUUAAAAAUUGAUUACAAGUAUAACUCUCACGCCAUGAGUUCGCCGACUCCAUUACUGAACGUAACUGUUGCUGUUCCUGUACCUGGAAUAGUCAAAAACAUGCAAACUAAACCUACAGCACAAUGGCCGACAGAGAAUAACAGAAUCGUAUGGAAGUUCACUGAAUUGUCUCAGCAUUCAGAAAAUCAUGGGGUAGGAUCCGUAGCGGCUCGGUAUGAUCUUGAAAGUGGUCCGGGCACACCGCAAACCGUACUAACGCAGUUCAAUUGCGAGGGCACGACUUUGUCCGGUAUCGAUUUCCAACUUGCAGGUCCCGGUUACCGAUUGUCACUAGUCAAAAGAAGAUUCGUAUCCGGUAAAUAUAUCUGCGAUGGGGAUCAAAAAUUUAGUUCUGGUACAGGUACUCCAUCUACGGUCUCCACGGUUUCUUCUGUCGGAGACCAAAAUUGCUAGCAUUCCUACAUAUCCUGUGCAAUACCCGUAUUCUAUAAUUUUACGUUAGUUUCACUAUUUUUAUUUAUGACCAUUUCCAUGUUAAAUAUAGCAUAUUAUAUAGUUUAUGAAUGAUGCUAUUUUAUAUUCAAAUAAAGGUUAAAGCAAUAUAUUCUUUGAGACAUCCAUAAUUAUAUGUCCUGUAUUUAGUUUUGUGCAGUUUUCUUAAAAAUUUUCGGAAAGCUUGAUACUAUUUUUGUUUUUUUAUUUAAUCAUUUUCUAUUCGUUCAUGAUGAAACAAGGUGUGUAGGUAGAUAAAUGAAAACAUCUUAUAACAGAAAACUUUUAUGUAUUUUUUACUUUCGACUUAAUAAAAUAACACAAGUGCGUUCGAUGUUACACUAAAUUAAUCAAUACUUUUGCAAGCAAAUGCAUCUACACAAAAUAGAUGGUUAUUAAAGUUUAUGUUGUUUUUUUUCUGAAAUUGUUUGACGGAAACAUGAAUGUAUGGUUUAAAAAAUCUCAUUUUUGAUUUGUAAAAAUGGGACGUUUGGUGAUUUUGGCUAAGGAAUAGAAAAACAAAAAAUUCCUGCGAUCAGUUUUGACGGAUUCGGUUUUUGACUGUUGGACGCAAGGAAUAAAUAUUAAGCAUUUGUAGACCAGUAUAUUUAGAAAAGAAAUUGGCAAUUUGCUUAAGUUCAGUAAAUAUAAAAACUAGCUAAAUUAACGUUUAAAUAUAUUUUUUCGUAAAACUUUAGCUCUUUAAAAAUUGGCAUAGAAAUUUUACCAAUUACCCUAGUAGAUUUGUUUAAAUUUAAUUAAUGCGUAAUGCCUUAUUACAGACGGAGAUACAGAAUUGCAAAUGCUGAUAUAGAUGUAUAUUAUAUAAUAUGUAAUACUAUUUAUUCAAAAUUUUCAUUUGAACCUACUAGGACUAUAUGGUAGAAACACGUUUAUUAAAGUUAAUUUGAUUAAUAUAUUCAUACACAUAUCCCUAAAUAUACUGAACUACGUUGUUACAAAGGUAAAGCUGAGCUUAAUAGCUAAAUAAGGACUGCAAAGAGCAUAUCAAAUACCAUGAUACAUUUUCAUAUUAAAAUUGGUCUUCAUACAAAGAUGUAACACGGUUCGGCUCACAAAAAAAACUUUGUUGAACAGUAAUUAUCGAAAGUUCUACCCUGUUGAGAGUCUCACGGGCUUGUGAUUCAUAUUAUCUUCGUUAUGAUCUACUGUUCAUUCCUCCCAGUGAUGUUGAAAUGAUUCUUAGAUCUUGACAAAUAUGGGUCUUCUAAAUUAUUCUAUCUCGAACACGAAGGUUUUAAAC